AUGGAUUAUCCACGGUUAGCUUCUUCUACAAAACAGCACGUGAAACAGGAAGUGAAGCCAAUUGGAGCAGCAGCAACAACCUCUCUCGGUCAGAAUGAGGACAGAUGUGGUGUACAGUUGGAAGCACCAGCAGCUACCUCAACAGACUUGCAGCGCAAUUUUAUUUAUCCAGGAAGUGGUCAAAUACAAUUAUGGCAAUUCCUCCUUGAAUUACUUUCUGAUACACAUAGUAAUGCGCACUGUAUCACUUGGGAAGGACAGAAUGGUGAAUUCAAAUUGUUAGAUCCAGAUGAAGUUGCUCGAAAAUGGGGCGAAAGGAAAAGUAAGCCAAAUAUGAAUUAUGAUAAGCUUAGCCGUGCUCUGCGAUACUACUACGAUAAAAAUAUCAUGACAAAGGUUCACGGAAAACGUUAUGCUUACCGAUUUGAUUUCAGUCAUCUGGCACAGACUUGUCAAAGUAACUACGGUGGUGAAUUGGUGUCAGCAGUUGCAACAUCGGCACGGCAAUAUCGACCUUCACUAAAAAGCUGUCAUCCCCCUCAAUUCUUGUUCCAACAUGAUUACGCAGUGCCGAAAAUGCGUUCGGCUGGUGUAUCGUAUACGCCUUUUUUCCAACCGAUAACUUCAGAUAAGCGUCCUUUUGUGAGACCAUAUUGGCCUGGAACGAUUUCAACCGGCAGCUAUGGGUAUGCAUCAACCGGAGCCUAUUGUGGAACACAACCAAAGUCUUUUAAUCAUUUCCUGUCGUGA
Molecule: messenger RNA, 750 nt
Organism: Cercopithifilaria johnstoni
Lineage: Eukaryota; Metazoa; Nematoda; Chromadorea; Rhabditida; Onchocercidae
Source: the annotation of a GenBank genome assembly